AUGUCUUCCGAAAGUUCGAAGCUUGAUGCCGAGACCCAAUCCCGAGUCGUGUGCUCUUGGCUUCGUCCUCAUACCAAGGUUAUCUCGGAAAAAGAAAAAGGAAAUGAAAGUCCUGGUGAUUCUGGCAACUCCGUAGCCGGUCUAUCUAAGUCGAGAACAGAUGUUGCCGAGCCMAKUCCUCUCGUUGUGGACGAGUUCCGCCUUCUUGACGAGCCUCUUGAAGUGAAAACCGAGCCAAAUGAGUUUGAAACUGCUGUACAUACUGAGGCUUACAAACAGGUCUUUGCCUUAGCCGGACCAUCUCAGCCAGGUAAGAAGAAACGCCGAAUCAAAAGGAGUGUUCCCGAUCCACCUGGUUCAAUCCUUUCGACCGAGGACUCUCUUCAUGAUUUGAGGGAGAGCUGCCACUUUUCUGAAGAUGUUGAGAUAUUGGUACCAUCUUCUUAUUGUCGAGCUGACGAGCCUCCAGAAGGAUUUUUUACAGUGUACGAGAGCUACUUCCGCGACUGCUUUCUAUGGUUUCCAAUCUCGUACGUUAUUUGGAGUUUUUGA
Messenger RNA from Arabis nemorensis, 552 nucleotides. The record is from the annotation of a GenBank genome assembly. NCBI's taxonomy places the organism in Eukaryota, Viridiplantae, Streptophyta, Magnoliopsida, Brassicales, Brassicaceae.